This is a messenger RNA of Protopolystoma xenopodis, 309 nucleotides long. NCBI's taxonomy places the organism in Eukaryota, Metazoa, Platyhelminthes, Monogenea, Polystomatidea, Polystomatidae. The record is from the annotation of a GenBank genome assembly.
AUGCCCUUCAGACAAUCAGAUAGCUCCCAGGUCUGUCCGAAAAGGGAACUGCGGGCGCUAGCAGUCUGGUUCAGAACAUCCUCAGUGGGAACAGUUGAUAAAACGGAUUGUGACAAUCUUUCUUUAGAGGCAAGUGAAGUGGGCGGUGGGGAGGAUGCUGAAGUGGUUGAUAAGGAUGAUGAUGAAGACGAUGAUGAAGAAAGUGAAGAUGAGGAUGACGAAGAAGAAGAGCCAAUAGUUUCGGAUAUGGCAGGUGGCCCAGAAACAGUCUUAACUGAAAAAAGAGCCGUACUUUUAGUUAUGGCUUCG